Messenger RNA from Strongyloides ratti, 1011 nucleotides. RefSeq lists its product as hypothetical. The record is from RefSeq and is a predicted model, not a curated record. NCBI's taxonomy places the organism in Eukaryota, Metazoa, Nematoda, Chromadorea, Rhabditida, Strongyloididae. The transcript is spliced from 2 exons. Bases 1 to 1011 code for a protein of 336 amino acids.
AUGCCUAGUUUCAGUUUUUCUGGUUCGAAUAAAUCUAACGAAGAUGACUCUAAUGAAUCUUUCUUUAGUGUAGGUGAACGUCUUUCAAUGUUGCCUGGAGUUUUAGAACCAAGAAUUAAUUUAUUUCAAAGUGCAAACAACUCAGCGUAUCAAACACCAAAAGCAGAUUCAUCUAUAAGAGUCAAAGAAGAAGUUACUCCAAAUAGUGAUCAGGAAAAUAAACCAACGAAUGGAAUUGACAAAUCAUUAAUUAAUGAAUUUAAUUAUAAACCUUCUAACGACUUCCAUUCACCUUACAACAAAGGAUCAAGAAUAUUUUCAAGAGUUUCAAAUUUUUUAAAGAACGAAAGAAUAACUGAUCCAAUUGAACAUAAUGCUUCUAUUGCAAGUAUUCAAUCUAAUUUUACUGUCAAUCCCAUGUUUCCUUCUGAUAUUAUGGGUACUGCAUUUGACAAGGCUCGUGCAGAUAUUGAGUUAAUUGUUGAUGAUUUUAAAAAAAAUGUCACCUUGAUUAGAGAAAGGGAUAAUAUACCUACGUGUAAAUGGGAUAUUAAGAAGCAUACAUUAUCAGAAGAGUUUCUUAAACUUCGUGACAGACCAAAAUCAAAACCUUUAAUUCCUAAAAAAGAAGAAACUAACUCUAAUGAUAGAAGUAAAACUCAGAAUAUUGUUAAUUCUUUAUUGACAACCAUUUCACAAGGAGUAAAUAAUCAAGCGACGACUAAUUUUUCAAAUUGUUUACCAGUUUCUCAACCAUUCUUAAAUACUAGCAUUCAUUUCCAACAACAACAAAAUAUUCUUCCUCAAAAUAUAUUAAUUAAUUCAUCUCAACAACAGCAAGUUCCAACAGUGCCAUUUAUUGGUAAUGCUCCUAUACAACAAUUACCAGUACAAACAAAUGAUAAUGAAGUUGAGGUGACAGAAGAACAAAUGGAAGCUGAAGAAGAGGUUGAAAGGAAACUUUUAAGAGCCUUGGAAAGAAUUGCUCGUGUAGAAGGACCGCUUCCAUGA